AUGAAGACUUGGCUAUUGAAAAAAAAAUCAUGGAUUAAGCUCGCCGUCAAAAUAGGGAAGGUGAAAGUUUUAUCUGUCAAACUCAAUCAUGCCAAUAAGCGAAUUAAAGAUCUCUUGUCUGAAAAGGCUGCAAUGAAGAGUUGCAUCGCUGAUUUGAAUGCUUACACGAACAAUUUCAUUGAAACUCAUAACUCUCUAAUCACGAUCUCUGUUAGGAAGCAUCUGAUUGAUAAAAUUCGGCCUGUCUUCGCAAUGCUAAAUAGGAUUGAGGGUGUUUCGGAGUCUGGCACACUUCCAAAACUAGGGGGAUAUAGAGAGAAUCUAUCUUCCAAAGAAACCUCGAAACCAGCCGUUCUUGAUGAAAAUCCGCGAAUCGCAAGAGAAGCAGAAGAAAAAGAGAAAGAGCUUCGUGAUGAUCAAAUCACUCUAGAAGCUACAAGGUUGUUAUUUCCUCCUUGGUUCAUGGAGCGAAUUUUGACAAAAGCAACCGGCAACCCACACAUUCAUUGGUUGGAGUCGGUCACUUCUUUUGGAUUGGAGAACACAAUGGAUUCACAACUAGAUUUCCCAAUCACUCCAAAACCCUUUUUGUUUUGCAUCUUUGAGGGGAUUGCGAAUGCUUCUGAUUUGGAUGAGAAUGUGAAUAAGUCCCUGAUGGCAUUUUACAUGAAGCAUGGCAAGCCACAAUACCAGACCUAG
Molecule: messenger RNA, 699 nt
Organism: Lactuca saligna
Lineage: Eukaryota; Viridiplantae; Streptophyta; Magnoliopsida; Asterales; Asteraceae
Source: the annotation of a GenBank genome assembly